UCAUAGAUCGCGAUCUCAGUGCCGAAUUUCUCGAGGAAAAAAAAGAUCUCACUGCCGCCGCAUCCAUGGCCAGCGACCGUCUAUGGGAGCUCCCCGAUGACCUGCUCAUACGCAUCCUCUCCUUCGUCCCCGUCAAGGAGGCCGCAAGCACCACCCUCCUCUCUCGCCGGUGGCGCAACCCGCUGUGGCUGGAGACUGGCACCUUCAACGUCGACUUGACGUCGGAGCAAUUCUCCAACCACGCCCACAACUGCCUGGCGAUGUGGCGAGACGAGGGAGACGCCCGGGAAGCGCUCCGCCGCGACCGCCGCCCCCGCCGCCUCAAGAAGCUCUCCGUCACGGUGACAGCCAGCAGGGACGACGACAACUACUAUUCGGAUUUCUCGGAAUACCUCAACCCGUUCGUUUUCCACGGCAAGUGCGUGCGGAUGUUCCGGAACGUCGAGGAGCUCCGCCUCGAGUGCCAGAUCGACGCCCCCGCCGGAGCCGGGCCGUUGUCGUCGUCCUCGCCGCCGCGGUACACGUACGCCAUGCCCGGCCCCGAGUACAAUCUCCGUCUGCACCACCUGCCAUGCGAGGAUUUCGGGGUUCUUCACCUCACGGGAUGCAGCCUGAAAGAGGAGAUUCAUCUAUGUCUUCGGAAUCGGAUCGCCUACCCGUGCCUGACGACGCUGCGGCUCCGGCGGUGCACCGUGCCGCUCGGCGAGCUCCAGAGACUGAUCACCGCCGCGCCGGCGCUCGCCGACGUAUGUCUCGAGUCAGUCACCUUCCCGGAUCAGGGAUCCGUCGGCGGCAUGACCACCGACAAACGCGUCCGUCUCCACUGCCCGGCGGUCACCGCCUUCGCCAUGGUCAACUGCCACAUGUUUUGCCGCAGCUUCGAGCUCGAUGCGCCGGCGUUGAUCUGCUUCCGCUACGCCCAGAUCUCAUCUUACGAGCAAUCCAUCUCGCUGAAACCACCUGCGCCGUGCUUGGAAAAGGCUAACCUGGAGUCAAUCUCCGGCACGGAAAUAUUCAGGUCUCUUCUCCACGACAUGUGCCAUGUCAAGGUUUUGAAGCUGACGGUGUACUCCAUUGUUGGUGAUAUCAAGUUUGAGCGAUUGCCUUGCUUCCCUAACCUCAAGCACCUCGUCAUAGAGGAAUUGUGUGGAUUUGCCAUGGGCAACGGCUCGGCGGCGGCGGCGGCAACGGCUAUCGGGGAGCUGCUACAAAGGUGCCCGGUGAUCCGUGAGCUCUGGAUAAGAUUCAGCUGGUCGAAGUAUCUCCAUGAGAGCCCGGACCUGGCAGGUUAUCUGGAAUCCAUGGCGUGCAGAUUUGACGAGUCCGAUUACUGUGAUCGCUGUGCGGUUUCAGCUGCUGACAGGGGAAGACAAGAACUCAACGAUAGUUGGAAGAACUCUCUGAGAAAAGUAACUGUGCAAUUUCAGAAGGGAAAGCUUACGUGUUCCCAAGUCGAACUUGUGAUGUUCUUGGUAGAAAAUGCAGCUGUUCUUGAAGAGUUUGACAUCGACGGAGAAAGUCAGGAUGUCACUGACCAGAUAAACACCAAGAUUGCCACAUGGAGAGCUAGGUCAUCUUCAUCUAGGGAAAAGGAAGCUCAUCCUGCAGGUGUUGGUGCAGAACGUCCUACUCGUCGGCCGCCGCCACAGCAUCUGCACGAGACUCGCUACUUGUACAAUGGGUGGCACCCUACCUUCCGUAGGUGAUCCAGUUCAUCUUCCACAUGCAAGCUGAAUAAUAGGGCUCGACACGGUGACCCGUGAGAUCAGACAAAGAAAAAGUAACUCCAACAAGAAUUCACUGAGAAUGACGACAUGGAUGUCCAUGAAUGACUACUUUUGGAAGAUGUUGAAACUCUGUUUGAUUAUGCUAUUUUGCUACGUUGAGACAAUUUAUGCUGGUGAUGUAUUUUAUUAAGCCUAUUUGGAAUGUUUGAAACCUAUGUAAUGGACUGUUAUGGACUGUUAAAACUAUUUGUCAUAUGGACUGUUA
Molecule: messenger RNA, 1992 nt
Organism: Oryza sativa Japonica Group (Japanese rice)
Lineage: Eukaryota; Viridiplantae; Streptophyta; Magnoliopsida; Poales; Poaceae
Product: putative FBD-associated F-box protein At5g56820
Molecular function (GO): protein binding
Source: RefSeq, a predicted model, not a curated record